AUGGCGACGACAUCCUCAUCCACCAGCCCAACCCGCGGCCUCCUCUUUGUGACAAUGCAACCGAAACCAUCCUUAUCGCCCGCCCUCUUCCACGACUGGUACAACAACGAACACGGACCCAACCGAACCCGAUUGUCAUCCUUUAUCCAAAACGGCUUCCGCUACCGAGCCACCGAUCUUGACUCCUCCUCCUCCUCCCAAGGCAAAGGCACGCAAUCCAAACCAAAAUACCUAGCCAUCUACGACGUCUCCGACAUGUCCCAAUUCAACGACGCGCCAUACCAAUACCUCCGAGCACCACCAGGCAAAUCCCAGCGCGAAAUCGACGUCAUGGCCCAGAUCUGGGUCGACCGGCUCCUCCUCGACUUUGUCGGCGAGAAAGUCAACGAACAAACUUUCGUCAAGCUCGAAUCCCCGGAACAUUUCGACGCCAACGCCAAAGGAAACGUCCUGACCACGACACGAGUACUAGUUUCAGCCGAUACAGCCAUCUCUCAACUCAUCUCCACUUCUGCCCUUGACAAGAUCGCCCAAUUGCCCGGCUGGAGACGGACAUCAUGGUUCAAGACAUCCUACCUCGAGCCAAGACAGGACGGUCAAAUCGAACUAGUCUUGAUCAACGAGUUUGCACCGUCCCCAACAGUCAAGGACAUUCACUCCGAGAUAUCGUCUAUCCUGCAACAACAACCAUCUGGUAUCACUAUCACACGAUCCUACGAACUAUUCUACACCUUCGGCACAGCCCCUCGCCACCUCGCCAUCGUGCAACCCUGGACAUCACCAGACAAACUAACCAAGACGAUUCCCGCGCAAUCACAUCCACAGGGCCUGUCCGUCUCAGCCAUCGAAUCCUACAUCACCACCCCCGACGGCGCCAUCCUACCCUUCCGUCUCGAAGGAAACAACAUCAACCUCUCAGUGGAACACGAUAUCGACGGCACUGCCAUUGACACCUCACCAGUUCUAGUCCUCAUCAACUCCGUCCUAGUCACCUACGGCAUCUGGGACCGGUUUCUACAGUCCUUCUGGCAACGGCCUGAAAUCCGGAACCGCAAAUUCCGCGUCCUUCGGUUCCUGUCGCGCGGCAGGACUUUAGUUUCUGGUGACAAGAAUAUCCCCGUGACAGUGGACCUGCUUGCAAAAGAUGUCAUUUGUUUACUGGAUGCAUUGCGUAUCCCCCGCGCUGCGGGCGUCGUGGGCGUGUCGAUGGGUGGUGUCACGGCGCUGGCGACGGCUCUCAAGUAUCCCGAGCGAGUAGAUCGGUUUAUUGCCUGUGAUACGUCGGGCAAGUCUCCGAAUGGGAAUAAACAGACUUGGGAGGAGAGGGUCGCUGUGGCGGAAAAGGAGGGCAAAAGGGGGACGUUGAUUGCGCCGUGGGGGAGCGAGGGCUUGCCCGAGCGUGAGCACCCUCAAGACGCGGGCAACGAGAGCGGCACAACUCAAGUUCACAGUCUCGUGACCCAAGUCGUAGGCGACACCCUCGCCGAACUCACCGUCCGGCGCUGGUUCGCCGAGUCCUCAUUCUCCGACACAGACCCGGACCUGGUCUCUGAAAUCGCACGCGUCAAAAACAUGGUGGCGACGAAUUCACUGCCCGAGUUCCGACGUGGUGUCGCGGCUCUGUUUGGGUACGAUUACAUGGACCUGGUGAAAAAGUACAAUAAACACGAUGAUUGGGGGGUCAAAAAGGGUGCGUUUCUCGUCGGGGCCAAAGAUGGCGUGUUGCCCAAGAGUAUGGAGGCGUUGGCGGGACAGUUGGGUUCGGAGGCGGAGAGCAACCAUGAGUCGAAAGCGCUGUUCAAGGUGAUUCAGGACGCGGGGCAUUUGCCGAUGGUUGAAAAGCCGGAGGAGGUGGCGGACUUUGUGGUGGACUUUUUGCUUGGGAAAGCUACGUAG
Molecule: messenger RNA, 1896 nt
Organism: Exophiala dermatitidis NIH/UT8656
Lineage: Eukaryota; Fungi; Ascomycota; Eurotiomycetes; Chaetothyriales; Herpotrichiellaceae
Product: alpha/beta hydrolase
Exons: 1
Coding region: 1-1896 (631 amino acids)
Source: RefSeq, a predicted model, not a curated record